Molecule: messenger RNA, 3367 nt
Organism: Kickxella alabastrina
Lineage: Eukaryota; Fungi; Kickxellomycota; Kickxellomycetes; Kickxellales; Kickxellaceae
Exons: 1
Coding region: 232-3327 (1031 amino acids)
Biological process (GO): cell division
Molecular function (GO): protein binding
Source: RefSeq, a predicted model, not a curated record
UGAAUUUUUGUUUCACUUUUUCUCGAUUCGUUAUUAAUUUUAUUGUUUCUAUUUCUACUUUUCUUAUUCUGUUGUAUAUUUACACUCACACCCACACCCGCACAUUCACCUACACCCACUUUUAUUUAUUAGCCAGUCUUUCCCACUUGACAUUUCCUUUCAGUUUUUUUGUUGCAUUUAAUUUUUUUCCUUUAAUUGGUUCCCUUUACAAUACCCAAAUGAAGCAGCAACAUGCUUAGCCAGACUGCAGAUACACCAAAUAACAGACAUCGCGCAUCGAGACCAACUGGACGCGCUCCAGCUGCCGGUCUCGCCAUGGAUAGUUUGCGGAAUGCCACAGGGGCCCCCAAACCCGCAGUCGGAAAGGCCCCGCCAGCAACUAAUAUCCCGCUGCAUCCCCGCAAAGAAGCGCAGUUUUAUUCCGAGUCUCACAGCACGCCAGCGAAUGCUACCCAACACAUGACACGGCCACAUAAUGAAUCAGCACGCUGCUAUUACGAAGCUCUCAUUUCGCGCGGAAUAUCGUUGCUACAGCCUUACAGUGUGCUGUUUAUAGCUGAGGCGUACCAUGGCUGGUUUCACGCGGCUUCGGUUGAUGUCGCCGGAAGCAUUUUGCAGCAGACAAUAGGCUACCAGCGAGAGCACAGCCAGCAGAACAGCGAUAGCAUGACGAGCAGCUUUGUCGGGGAUGCAUCAGGCGACGGCCUUGAUGUUCGCAGCAUUUACUGGCUGGCGCUCUGCUACUGGAAUUUGGGCGAAGUCAGCACAGUCUACGCGCUGCUUGGCUCGAUUGCAGUCGAGUCUGAAUUUAUCAUCGAUCAGUGUGAUGCUGAUCCCGAGGCUGCGGGCACAGCAGCUAGCAGCAGCGGCCAGUAUGGACUGGUGGCCCGCGAGUCGCCAAAGCUGCGCAGCAAAAAGGCACUCGCGUGCGGAAUGUGGCUUUUGGCGAUGAGCUGCACGCGGCUGGAGAAAUGGCAGGAGGCUGAGGACCAUCUCACAGCGCUCUCAGGAAUUUUGCGGUUGAUAUACCCUCCGGACGAGCCCGGAAAGAGCCGGGGUGCUGACACAAGCAUUGCAAUAAGAAACGCGGCCGACACCCUCUAUGCUGUGCCGACUCUAGCCGAUGUGUCGGAUUUGCUGGGGCUGGUGUGCCUACGCACGAACCGCGCAGCCCAGAGCGAGCAGCACUCUGCCGAUGCGCUGCGAAGAAAUCCGCUCUCGUGGUCGUCGUGUCGGCGGUUGUGCGAUCUGGGAAACACACAAAAGCUAUCGCAAUCACUUUUGGGCAGCUUGGAUGGCAUAGGCGCGGAGUUGCAGACGCAGAGCACAAACAGCAUAAAUCAGGGCUGGGUCGACAACAACACAUUAGAAUCGACACCGAUACCGGCGUCACGCAUAUCAACAAAAAGUAUUCUCUCUACUGCGACUGUUCCACCGUCAGUUAUUCCUAGAAAGGCCGGGCUGUCAGCGCGGCUGGCUGCGGCUGGCCAAUUAUCGCAGCCAUCUCGAAUAGGGACAGCGAACGCAGGCGAUCCCGCUGCUAAUGCACGACCGCGUACGCGGUUGGUCUCACAAACACUGACAUCCGGAUCCAAUUCCGGUGGUAAUAAUAGUGGCGGUAGCACCAGCAAUACCACUGUCUUGUCGAGCAGCAAUAGUAGCAACCUACCGGGUAACCGUACAAAGGUGACGGCACUUGCGCUGAGAAGCGGGCUGGAUCUUCGCCAAGAGGCACAGACGCGCUCUGCAUCAUCCAUCCCGACUCGUACGCCUGCGAGAGCACGCCCAGAGACACUGCUGACAGCCGAUAGAAAAAGGCUGCGGAACGGCGUCCCAUUGAAUUCGACACUGUUUAAGCGUUCAAAAGAGGCAGAGUCAGUCAAUGCAACAACAGCGGCGACCGUCGACGCACACGCACUGUCGCACAUCCAUCAGCUUGUUAGGGUUGCUGGUACAGUUUUUGCGCACGCACAGUCGUAUCAAGCACCGCAGGCGUUGGCGGCCUUUGCCGAGCUUUCAGUUGAACACCAAAACUCCGCGUGGGGGCUGUGUUUGCUGGGCCGGAUUUGCUUUGAGACUGGCCGGUACCCCGAGUCAGCUCAUGCGUUUGGCGCAGCGCACCAAUUGGCGCCCUACCGCACGCGCGACAUGGACAUUUAUUCGACGCUUCUGUGGCACACAAAGAACGAAGAGGCACUGGCACAGCUUGCGCAAACGAUGGUUUCGGCAGGCCGCAACUGGAGCCCCGAGGCCUGGAUCGCCGUUGCCAACUGCUUUUCGCUGGACGGCGACCACGAAUCUGCCUUGAAGAGCCUCGGCCGUGGAAUCCAGCUGUUCAAGGCUGCGCAUGGCGGGACGAUGGUUGUGCCGCGGAAUGAGUCGGGUGGCGUGAGCGGCCUGGCAUACGCGCACACGUUGGUGGGGCAUGAGAACGUUGCUGGUGAAGAUUUGGAUCGCGCACAGCAGGCAUUCCGCACAGCAAUCAGGAUCGACUCGCGCCACUACAACGCAUGGUACGGCCUAGCCAUGGUGUACCUGCGCCUGGGAAAGCUUGAUUUAUCCGAGUACCACUUUAAGCGUGCCCUAACUCUGAAUCCGCACAAUCCACUGCUUCUCCAGAGUGCAGGUGCCGUGUACGAGCAUCGCGGCGACUACCCGAGCGCACUAGAAGUGUACACACGCGUUGAGAGGCUGCUUGAAUCGGGCCACUCUGCAAACAUUGGCAUGAGUAUCACGGGCAAUAAUGGCAUGGUUGUUCUUGGUCUGCAGUCGCAUUAUGCGAUGAAUUUUGUUAUGUUUAAGCGCGCCCGAGUGCUUGUGGUGCUAGAGCGGUUCAGCGAAGCAGCAUCCAUUCUUGAGAAGCUGACUCGUCGGUGCCCGCACGAAUUCAAUGUCCCGUUCUUGCUAGGACAAACGUAUUCCAAGCUCCACCGCUAUCGCGAGGCGGCAGCCUGUCUGACACGCGCUCUGGACAUUGCGCCUGAAAACAGCCAGAGCGUUACCGAGGCGUUUGAUGCGCUUUAUCAGCAGAGCGCUGAUGGCCAGGAGAACAUAGAGCCAGACCAAGAGAACAGCGAUGCUGAUCUGCCUGGCCGGUUACUGCAUACGCGCUCUAACAGAGACUUGCGCACGCCUACCAAUAGCGGGUUUGGACGCAACGGCGAGAUGCUUUCGCCAACAUCUUCGGUCGAGUCCCCGUACUUUGGCUUGCCGCCGCCGCCACUUUAUGCUCGCGGGAGGCGCGGCCGGGCUGAGUGGAGCCAUGACUGGAGCGCACUGAGCAGUGCUGAUGACCGGAUCGAGCGGGCAAUGGAUUUUGAUAUUUAAAUAAAGUAUGAGUUGAAAAUGGUUAAAUAAAGACGCAGCC